AUGUCACGGAUACGUUUCAAGGGCGGUGCAUGGACAAACAGUGAGGAUGAGGUGCUUCGGGCCUCAUUGACAGUGUACGGUUUGCAGAACUGGGAGCGUGUGGCUUCCAUGUUGGUGCGUAAGACAGCGGCGCAGUGCCGUGAGCGGUGGGAGAAUUACCUUGACCCCCGCCUGCACAUACGCGAGGCAUGGACAGCAGAGGAAGAGGAGCAGCUUGUGCAGCUGCAGUCUCUGUUCACAAAUCAGUGGAACCUCAUCGCACGUGAGCUGCGCCAUCGUACUGGAAUGAACCGGCCCGCGUGGCUCUGCGAGGAGCACUACCACACACUCCUUGACGCCCUCGAGUACGAGCGACAGCAGAAGGAGGGCGGAAACAACAAGAGGAAUGAGUCACUGACUUUGGAGGACUUUUUGGCGGAACGCAGGCGACAUCGCGCCUACCAUCAGGGCCAUGAGACAAGAGCGUCUAAGGCAGAUGCUGUCAACUCGGAUGUUUUUGAAAAAGAGAUGGUGGAGUUCGCUGUGAGUCGUCUGGCCAAUCAGGAUGGCAAGAAGGGCCUACGCAAGGAACGCAAAAAGCAGUUGCAACACACAAGUUUUCUUGCAAAGCUGCAGAGCAAUCGCGAGGCCAUCGAAUCUGGCACCCUGUCAGCGAAGGCAAAGAAACGCAUGGAACGCGCCAUGUUGGAGGACCGCGCAGGUCCCAGCGACACGCGGCUUCAGGACGAAAUCCUUGAGGACGACGAUGUUGGCAGCAGCGGCGGCAGCGAUGUGGGAAAUGACGAGUCAAAGCGCGGCCAAAAAGGCGUGUUUCGCCCCAUAGACCUCGGCGCAGACAAACAGGAGGCCGGGAUUCAGGCAAAACAUCGUGAGCUCGUGAAGAACCUCUCGGCGGACAUGACGCGCCUCCAACAAGAGGCUACGGUUUCUGAGGGCAUCAACGUGGAACUGUUGCGACUGGCAAGCGGCACGUCUGGCUCUGCGAAUCGUCAAGUGGAAGACAAGAAGAAGGCGCCGCCAAUUACCAGCAAGAGCAGUGCUGCGCCAGGUGCUUCUCCUGCCACUGCGGAUCUUGACCAUCUCUUUGCAUCGCUGCCCGAAGCCAUAUUGCCCGAACAAGAGUCUGUGGUGGGGGCGCGUGCAUCUGUCGAUGACUUGUUUGGCACACUGCCGGAACCCUUGCUUGGUGGACGUGUGUCAAGAGACAAGUUCGACGUGGCGGUUGCCACUCCCGAGGAUUAUGAAGCGGAGGAAGAAGAGGAGGCCGAAGUUUCCUACACCGUCUCCCUAAGUGAGCCCUCGCAGGCGCCGUUGACGGCACUGAACUUCUCCACGGAGGAAGGGAGAUCGUGGCUCCGCGAGGCGAAAAGACGCGUGUUGGUGGAGUCUGAAAGCGUCUUUCUUAACCGCAAGCGCGUUCGCCACCACAUGUCGUCUCCCACAGAGAAGACGCAAUUGAUGAUGACGACGAAGAAUGGGGAAGAGGAAAAGGGACACCUGGAGGAGGAAAGGAAGAAGAAGGAAGAAAAAGAUGACGAUAAGGAUGAAAGUACAUGGUGCAUCGUGCGUGCUCUUGUGGAGCAGCAGCUGCCCGCCACGGCGAGGGAUCUUCUUGAAUCCAAGGUGGUGCCAGAUGGGUUUUUGGCGAAGAAGGCAAAGCGAGAGAAGGAGGACAGUAGUGCUCGUUACAACAACACGCAAGAAUAUGUCAAGGAAAGGGGAGGAAACGAAGAAGAAAAGGAUACAACCAUUGAACUGGCGGCGUGUGUCGCUGCGGUGCAACGCGAGGAUAGUGCGGACUUUUGGAAGGAUGUUGGCGCCACGGAGGCAACUGUGCAGCUGGAAGAACUCGUGCAUCACCAGCGCGAGCAGGUGGCGGCUAACACCGCGAAGGACACCGAAGCCUACCAGCAUCUGGAACGCAUGGUGCGCAUUUGUUUUGCUGGCAGCCGGAAGGAACUGCGUGGCGAGGACAUCAUAAAUCGCGUCUGUGUGUACUGGGGGUGGCGGCUGGAAGAGGCACAACGUCGGUUGGCAUUUUACAGUGCCAUUCGUGAGGUUGAGCGCCAGGAGAUGCAACGGCGAAUUAAUGAUGCCACAUGCCGUUUAACGGAAAUUGAGCAGAAGGAAAGAACACUGCAGGAACGUUAUCGUUCCAUGCGACUCGCAGAAUAA
Molecule: messenger RNA, 2175 nt
Organism: Trypanosoma cruzi
Lineage: Eukaryota; Euglenozoa; Kinetoplastea; Trypanosomatida; Trypanosomatidae
Exons: 1
Coding region: 1-2175 (724 amino acids)
Biological process (GO): mRNA splicing, via spliceosome
Cellular component (GO): spliceosomal complex; Prp19 complex
Source: RefSeq, a predicted model, not a curated record